AUUUCAUCGACUGCCCGCCAACGCCCUCGACAACACCGUUGACCAACAAGACUAAUCAACCAUGGGUAGGGUCAUUCGGGCACAAAGGCGGUCGCACGCUAUCUUCAAAUCGCACACCCACCACAACAAGUCCCCCGCCCAGUUCCGCCCCCUCGACUUCGCGGAGCGCAAUGGCUACGUCAAGGGCAUCGUAAAGGAGAUCAUUCACGACGCUGGUCGUGGUGCUCCCCUUGCCCGUGUCGUCUUCCGGGACCCCUACCGCUACAAGCUCCGCAAGGAGACCUUCAUUGCGACUGAGGGCCUCCACACUGGCGCCUUCGUCUACUGUGGAAAGAAGGCCCAGCUCGCGGUUGGCAACGUCAUCCCCGUGGCCCAGCUCCCCGAGGGUACGAUUGUCUGCAACGUCGAGGAGAAGGCUGGUGACCGCGGUGCGCUCGCCCGUACCUCCGGCAACUACGCCACCGUCAUUGGUCACUCCCCCGAGGAGAACAAGACCCGUAUCCGUCUUCCCUCUGGCUCGAAGAAGACCGUCUCCGGCAGCUGCCGUGCUACCGUCGGCAUUGUUGCGGGUGGUGGACGUAUCGACAAACCCCUGCUCAAGGCUGGUCGUGCGUUCCAUAAGUACAAGGCCAAGCGUUACAACUGGCCCCGUACUCGUGGUGUGGCUAUGAACCCCGUCGACCAUCCUCACGGUGGUGGUAACCACCAACAUAUCGGUAAGGCGUCGACGAUCGCUCGCUCUGCCGUCCCCGGUCAGAAAGUCGGUCUCAUCGCUGCGCGUCGGACUGGUCUUCUGCGCGGUACGGUCAAGGUCAAGGACGUCUAGGGGGCUUGACGUUGGAGACUUCCGCGAUGUUGUUUUUAUGCUCUACCCACUUGCACGAUGUUACAAAAGCUCUGUAUGCAGUCCAUUGCAUAUGCACCAUGACCAUGACCUUGUACACACACUCGAGAAGCUUGCUGCG
Molecule: messenger RNA, 965 nt
Organism: Trametes versicolor FP-101664 SS1
Lineage: Eukaryota; Fungi; Basidiomycota; Agaricomycetes; Polyporales; Polyporaceae
Product: 60S ribosomal protein L2/L8
Exons: 6
Coding region: 62-826 (254 amino acids)
Biological process (GO): cytoplasmic translation
Cellular component (GO): ribosome; cytosolic large ribosomal subunit
Molecular function (GO): RNA binding; structural constituent of ribosome
Source: RefSeq, a predicted model, not a curated record